CCUACCGUCGGUGUUAUUUCACGGGUUCUUUUUUUGUGAUUAGACGAGGACGAGAGGGCAGUGCGGUUCGGUGCGACUGCCGCGAGUUCGUGGAUUUACCCGUUGUUGCCGUUUCCGUGAGUCUCGCACGAGAGAGUCGGGAGAGGAUAGAGAGAGAGAGAGAGAGAAAAAAAAGAAAGAAAGAGUGAGAGAGGGAGGGAGCGAGGCGGGGGACGCAGAACGGGACGCGAACGAGAGUCCAACGCCGUCGAGUCGCCAGGUCGGCCACUCGCCAGUCACGGGAAAAGACGUAACGAUCGGAGUCAUCGGGGUGGCUGCGGUUUUUUUUCCCGCCGGAUUUUCGCGAGCGAACUGGCGCCAGCAGGCUGUCCGAGGCAAAAGUCGCGCAGCAACGGCGACGGUCGGUCGGAUGUGUCGCUAGGGUGUAUACACGUCACGCACGUGCAGUACCGAGAUCCGUCGUCUCCGGAGUAGAGUCGAGUAUAGAGUGUGUGCGUACAAUACAAGCGUGCGUGCGUGCGUGCGUCGUGUGUCGUGCGUGCGUGCGGUGCCCGUAAUCCGGUGUCUCGUGAAACGUAAUAUCGGCGAGACCGCGUGCAGUAGCCUGGGUGCGCGUGAGUGACGGUGAACGCGGAGGAGAGAGAAGAGAGGACAGCGGCGGCAGAGGACCCGUAGCCGAGAAGGUAGAGAGGAGAUAAAGAUGAGCAAGACGUGCGCCCGCUGCGAGAAAACGGUCUACCCGAUCGAGGAGCUCAAGUGCCUCGACAAGAUAUGGCACAAGCAAUGUUUCAAGUGUCAGGGCUGCGGUAUGACCCUGAAUAUGCGGACGUACAAAGGUUUCAACAAACAGCCAUAUUGCGAGGCGCACAUACCAAAAGCUAAAGCCACCACGAUGGCGGAGACACCGGAGCUGAAGCGUAUCGCGGAGAAUACGAAGAUACAGAGUAACGUUAAGUAUCAUGCCGAAUUCGAAAAGGCGAAGGGAAAGUUUACGCAAGUGGCGGAUGAUCCAGAGACUCUCAGAAUUAAGCAGAACAGUAAGAUUAUCUCGAAUGUCGCUUAUCACGGCGAGCUCGAGAAGAAGGCGAUCAUGGAGCAAAAGAGGACAAUGACCGGAGAAAACGGCGAGCAAAUAGAGUACGUAGAGUACACAGACGGUACGAUCGCACCUGCGUCGAGCAUAAACGCCAAUCCGCCGCCUGCAAGGACGGCGAAUUCGCCGGUGCAGAGGACACCAGGUAGGAUCGCUGAUUACGAUCCCCUUAGCGAAGCGAGGCCGAGUCCCUAUUCCGCAAGGCAAGCUGCUACCACAGUCAUUUAUACGAGCGACAAGGGACCAGUGACGAAUCCACCGACACGAAAAAUCGGCUCGGUUGCCGACAUCGAUCCAGUGAAUGAAUAUUACGGAUCGUUAACGCCAGCCACCACGAUAAACAAUAAUCAACAUCAACCUCAACAUCAAUCACCGCCACCGCCCUCCAACGUCGGAAGAGUGUACAGAGCGAUGUAUGACUACGAAGCGCAAGAUCUCGACGAGGUGAGCUUCUGCGACGGUGAUUUGAUUGUCAAUUGCACAGCUGUCGAUGAAGGAUGGAUGACCGGAUUGGUGCAACGCACGGGACGACACGGCAUGCUACCAGCUAAUUACGUUGAACCGGCGCAGAUUUAAAUGUUUUAUGUCGAGCUUCCGUUUGCUAACUGUUGCCGCCACUUCGAUCAGAGCGCUUAAUUAGGGCGCGCUUUGCCGAAGAAAGAGUCGACGUUAAAAAAAAUUACGUGAUACUCGAGAUAGCGCUUUUAUUCGGCUCUUAUUAUUCGGUCAGAGUAAAGUUGUUUGAUCGAAACGGCGCACUGUCAUCUAAAAAAAUCAGAUAAU
Molecule: messenger RNA, 1876 nt
Organism: Cyphomyrmex costatus
Lineage: Eukaryota; Metazoa; Arthropoda; Insecta; Hymenoptera; Formicidae
Product: LIM and SH3 domain protein Lasp
Exons: 6
Coding region: 701-1669 (322 amino acids)
Biological process (GO): L-valine catabolic process
Cellular component (GO): mitochondrion; focal adhesion
Molecular function (GO): 3-hydroxyisobutyrate dehydrogenase activity; actin filament binding; NAD binding
Source: RefSeq, a predicted model, not a curated record